UUCGGGUUGUGGCGUGGUGACAGGUUCUGCGACCUAAGACAGCCGUUAUCUUCCCAGGUUAGCGAGCUAGCCCCCUCCCCCGCCCCCGGCCUCGGGAACCCAGCGGCAGUGAUGGCUCCGGUGUCUGGUUCGCGCAGCCCGGAGAGGGAGGCCUCGGGCUCCAGGGCGAAGCGUCGCAGUUCGUCGAGGAGCCCUAAACCCAGCAAAUCCGCCCGCUCCCCGCGGGGCCGCCGCUCUCGCUCGCACUCUUGUUCUCGGUCUGGGGAUCGGAAUGGUCUCAGCCAUCAGCCAAGUGGCCUCAGCCAAGGCUCCCGAAACCAGCCCUACCGCUCCCGCUCGCGGUCACGCUCUCGAGAGCGGCCCUCUGCGACACGGGGCACCCCCUUCGCUUCUGCCUCCUCGUCCGCCUAUUAUGGCGGCUACUCACGCCCCUACGGGAGCGACAAGCCUUGGCCUAGCCUCCUGGACAAGGAGAGGGAGGAAAGCCUGCGGCAGAAGAGAUUAAGUGAGAGAGAGAGGAUUGGAGAAUUGGGAGCUCCUGAAGUAUGGGGACUUUCUCCAAAGAAUCCAGAACCAGACUCUGAUGAACAUACACCAGUAGAGGAUGAAGAGCCAAAGAAAAGCACCACUUCAGCUUCUACUUCAGAAGAAGAAAAGAAGAAGAAGAAGAAGUCUAGUCAUUCAAAAGAAAGGUCCAAGAAACGGAGAAAGAAAAAAUCAUCUAAAAGAAAACACAAGAAGUAUUCUGACGAUAGCGACAGUGACUCUGAUUCUGAAACAGACUCCAGUGAUGAAGACACAAAAAGAAGAUCAAAGAAAGCCAAGAAAAAGGAAAAGAAGAAGAAACGCAGAUCGAAGAAAUACAAGAAAAAGAAGUCUAAGAAGAGCAGAAAAGAUUCCAGUGACUCAAGCUCUAAAGAUUCCCAAGAAGAGUUUCUGGAGAAUCCCUGGAAGGAUCGAUCAAAGCCUGAAGAACCCUCAGAUUUAAUUGGCCCAGAGGCUCCAAAAACACUUGCCUCUCAAGAUGAUAAACCUCUGAACUAUGGCCAUGCUCUGUUACCUGGGGAAGGUGCAGCUAUGGCUGAAUAUGUAAAAGCUGGAAAACGUAUCCCACGAAGAGGUGAAAUUGGUUUGACAAGUGAAGAAAUUGCAUCAUUUGAAUGCUCGGGUUAUGUAAUGAGUGGUAGCAGGCAUCGCCGAAUGGAGGCUGUGCGACUACGGAAAGAGAACCAGAUCUAUAGUGCUGAUGAGAAGAGAGCUCUUGCAUCCUUUAACCAAGAAGAGAGACGAAAGAGAGAAAACAAGAUUCUGGCCAGUUUUCGAGAGAUGGUAUACAGAAAAACUAAAGGGAAAGAUGACAAAUAAAGAUUUUCAGAUUGUUCAGCAGACA
Messenger RNA from Eptesicus fuscus (big brown bat), 1390 nucleotides. It is a transcript of the gene NKAP, whose product is annotated as NFKB activating protein. Lineage: Eukaryota; Metazoa; Chordata; Mammalia; Chiroptera; Vespertilionidae. Gene Ontology annotation, cellular component: nucleus. Gene Ontology annotation, molecular function: chromatin binding. The transcript is spliced from 9 exons. The record is from RefSeq and is a predicted model, not a curated record. Bases 112 to 1365 code for a protein of 417 amino acids. Gene Ontology annotation, biological process: negative regulation of DNA-templated transcription.